Messenger RNA from Paralichthys olivaceus (Japanese flounder), 2371 nucleotides. Lineage: Eukaryota; Metazoa; Chordata; Actinopteri; Pleuronectiformes; Paralichthyidae. The record is from RefSeq and is a predicted model, not a curated record.
AUUAACACCAAUGGAUUUGUGGCGGUCGUUGACCCUCCAGCUGAGAGUGAGUACCUGGGGAAGAUGCCCGCCAGUUUUCCAAUGAUUGCUGCUCUGCUGGGAGACCUGGACAACAGUGACGGACGGGGGAAGGUCUUCUACCGGCAGGACAGAAGCCCAGAUGUACUGAGUCGAGCCGCUGAGCACAUCGAACAAGCUUUCUCCAGGGAAGAAGGAGUCAAGCCCAUCAGCGUCCUCGUCGUCACCUGGGUGAACAUGGCUGCUCGGGGGACUUCUGGUCGAGGGGACGGAUUGGACGCUAUGAGAAACACGUUCCAGCUGGUUGUGGCCUCCAUGAAGUCAUCCUCCUAUGCCAUCCUCUUGUAUCCGACAGACGGACUGCAGUUCCUCUCCACGUCUGUUGGGGAUGACAAUAAGCUCCUAGAGGCCGGCUUCAAUGAAGGCAUGGUGCAGGGCUGGUUCCAGAACAGCCAGGGGACGUACUACCGAACUACGACAGAUGAAGAGGCCUCCAUCAGGGAACUUACUGAAAAGACAAAUUCUGGACGCAAAGGGGUUUGGGUGUACGAGAUUGGGCCUUCGCGGUUCUUUGUCAGCAUCAUACCAGGAAUUAUCACUGGCCUUCCUGAGGAGAAAGGUACAACUGAACUUCCUGUGACGGUGUUGCCAAGACUACCCAAUGAGCAACAGGAGGUGGAGUUUUCAACCUACGCAACCCAGACGAUGAUGUCAACCGAAGCAGCAACAGAAGUGAAGGAGGAGUUUCCGACUGAUGAAGCUGAGACCGCGACACCAGGGUUUGUCAAACCAGAGAUUGAAGAGCCGCAGUAUAGUCCUGAAAGGGUUCGUCCACAUAAUCCAGACCCUCCUAAACCAACAUACCCUGAUCCUGAUCCAGUUCAACCACGAUACAUCAGUCCUGAACCAGUCCAACCAGUGCCACCCCAUUCCCAGCCCCAACACCCCCAGAUUGUUGUGGUGGAUGAAGACGAAGAUCUGGAUGUAAAUGUAUUUGCGUACAAUCUGGAGACCUGUGCCCACAACAGACACAAAUGCUCUAAUUUUGCGGAUUGUCGGGAUUACAGUAACGGGUACUGCUGCCACUGCAGGCCUGGUUUCUAUGGUAAUGGGAAGGACUGUGUCGCAGAAGGUAAACCGCAGAGAAUGAAUGGAAAGGUCAAUGGUCAGGUGUUUGUGGGGAACUCGCCCGUGGAGUUCAGUAACAAUGACUUGCACUCAUAUGUGGUGGCCAAUGACGGACGGGCUUAUGUGGCCAUCAGCAACAUCCCCACAAGCAUAGGGCCCUCCUUGCAACCGCUGUCCUCCCUGGGAGGAGUCAUCGGCUGGGCCUUCGCCUUGGAGCAGCCCGGCUACCAGAAUGGCUUCAGUCUAAUUGGUGGCGUUUUUUCCCGACAGGCAGAGGUGAUCUUCCAGCCUGGAAACGAGCGUUUGAGCAUCAAGCAGCAGUUUAAAGGCAUCGAUGACCACGACCACCUGGUGGUGAGCACGGAACUGGAGGGACGUCUACCCCACAUCCCGCUGGGAUCCUCCGUUCAGAUCAACCCGUACAAAGAGAUCUACCAGUACGACAGAAACUUGAUCACUUCCUCCUCAAACCGCGACUACGCCAUCACCUCCCCUGACGGCACUGUUCAGACUAGAAGCUUCCAGUGGCGUCAGACCAUCACCUUCCAGAGCUGCCCUCACAACGAUGUAACCCGGGUGGCACCAUCCACCCAGCAGCUCAGCGUGGACCAGAUCUUCGUGAUGUUUGACGCUGACAACAAUCUGACCCGCUACGCCAUGAGCAACAAGAUAGGCUCCGUCCACAGCAGUCUUCCGGAGCAGAAUCCAUGUUUCACCGGCCGACACGGCUGCGACAUCAACGCCGUGUGCAGACCAGGCGAAGGCCUCCAGUUCACUUGUGAAUGUGCUGCCGGCUUCACCGGAGAUGGACGCUACUGCCACGAUAUUGACGAGUGCAGAGAGACGUCCUGGAUCUGCGGGUCCAACUCCGUCUGCAGUAACCAGCCCGGAACCUUCCGCUGUGAGUGUUUGACUGGAUUCAUGUUCGCCAGCGAUGGAAGGACCUGCACUGAGGAGAAUCGUCUGGUGGAUCAUUGUCAGACAGGAAGUCAUGACUGUGAUGUAUCUGACCGAGCUCUGUGCAGCUACACCGGAGGUUCGUCGUACGUCUGCUCGUGUCUCCCGGGCUUCGAGGGCGACGGUCAGUCGUGUCAGGAUGUGGACGAGUGUCGACUGGAUCGUUGCCAUGGUAACGCAUUGUGCUCCAACACACCAGGCUCCUACACCUGCCAGUGCUACCCUGGUUUCCAUGGUGAUGGAUUCCAAUGCAGGCCCACAUCCUCAG